CCCCCUGAUCUUUCUGUCCAUUGGCUUCUUCGGGUCUAUUUUUCAUGUCCAGCCCCUAAUGAGUGUCCAUUGGUUUUGUUAUUUCCACUCCCUCCUCCCACUCCCCGGCUUUGCCCUGCCCAUGUUUUGUAUGUCUGUGUCCAUCCAUCUCCUGACGUUCAAGUUCGCAGGGACGUCACGUCCGCACUUGAACUUGCAGCUCAGGGGGGCUUUUGCCAUUUUUUCAUCUCUCUCUCUCUCUCUUUUCAAAAAAGCCAUGACGGCUAUCCCACAAUCCAUCUUCCCUGCGCCAUCUUUGUAUUAUUUCUAAUUUAUUUUGGAUGUCAAAGGCAUUGAUGAAGAUAUUUUCUCUGGAGUCUCCCUUCUAACCCGGCUCUCCCGAUGUGAACCGAGCUGAACGCCACCACCAACCACCAUGUCUCGCCGCAAGCAAGGCAAACCCCAGCACUUAAGCAAACGGGAUUUUUCGCCCGAGCCUCUGUCCGCCGUCGUGCUCUCGGAGGAACACCGGCAGCAGCAGCAGGAACACCGCGGGCUGGCACAGCUCCCUCCGGAAGGAGACCAGGACCUGCUCACCUGUGGCCAGUGCCAGAUGAACUUCCCUCUCGGGGAUAUCCUAAUCUUUAUCGAGCACAAGAGGAAGCAAUGCAAUGGCAGCCUGUGCAUAGACAAGGCAGUGGAUAAGGCUCCGUCACCGCCGCACGGCGAGCUGAGGAGGGCCUCCAACCCGGUGGAGGUGGGCGUCCAGGUCACGCCCGAGGAUGACGACUGCUUGUCCACGUCCUCUCGAGGAAUUUGCCCAAAACAGGAACACAUUACAGGUAAAGAUGAGCCCAGCACCUACACUUGCACGACCUGUAAGCAGCCCUACAGCAGCGCGUGGUUCCUGCUGCAGCACGCCCAGAACACGCACGGCUUCCGCAUCUACCUGGAGAGCGACCACGGGAGCCCCCUGACCCCGCGCGUGGGGGCGCCCUCGGGGAUGAUGGGCGGCGACUGCCUCCCCUCCCAGCCUCCCCUCCACGGCAUGCACCUGCCCGAGGGGAGCCCCUUCAACCUGCUGCGGAUAGCCAACUCCUUGUCGGGACGCGAGGGCAACGUCGGCGUCGGCGGUGGCGGAGGAGGUGGCGGCGGUGGCGGUGGGCGCUUCCCCCCGACCCCGCCGCUCUUCAGCCCGCCGCCGCGCCAUCACCUGGACCCGCACCGCAUGGAGCACCUGAGCCCCGAGGACCUGGCGCUGGCUACCCACCACCCGAGUGCCUUCGACAGGGUGCCGCGCCUCAACCCCAUGCCGCUGGACCUGCCGGCGAUGGACUUCUCGCGCCGGCUGAGGGAGCUGGCCGGCAACAACGCGGGCUCCACGCCGCCUCUCUCCCCGAACCGGCCCAGCCCUAUGCAACGGCUGCUGCAACCAUUCCAGCCGGGCGCCAAGCCGCCCCCGUUCCUGUCCACGCCACCGCUCCCGUCCAUGCAGUCCCCCUCGCGCUCCCAGAGCACUCCCACCGGCUCCCAGCCGGGGCAGCAGCAGUCGGGCCAGCUGCAACAGCCACCGCAGUCCACCACGCCCCUCAACACGCCCAUGAAGUCCUGCGAGUUCUGCGGCAAGACCUUCAAGUUCCAGAGCAACCUUAUCGUGCACCGGCGGAGCCACACCGGCGAGAAGCCCUACAAGUGCCACCUGUGUGACCACGCCUGCACCCAGGCCAGCAAGCUCAAGCGCCACAUGAAGACCCACAUGCACAAGUCCUCGCCCACGACCGUCAAGUCCGACGACGGGCUCUCCGGCACCAGCUCGCCCGAGCCGGGCACCAGCGAGGUCCUCGGCAGCGCCAGCAGCGCCCUCAAGUCGGUGGUGGCCAGGCUCAAGAACAACCGCAUGAUCAAGAUGAACGGCGAGGAGGCCGAGGAGGAGGAGGAAGAGGAGGAGGAGGAGGAGGAGGAAGAAGAGGAGGAGGAGGAGGAAUGCGAGGAGGAGGAGCUGGAGAGCGAGGGUGGCAUCGGCCGCGGCAACAGCUACCCCUUCGGCCUGAACCUGGAGGCGGCGCGGCACCACGAGAACAACGGCGGCCACGGACGCGUCCUGGAGGACGUAAUACCGCGCUCGCUGCCCGAGGUGAUGCAGGGAAUGGGCCUGGCGGCCAGCAUGCAGCAUUACAGCGAGGCCUUCCACGCGCACAAGCGCGCUGCGCUCGGCUCGGAGCACAACGACGCCGCACACCGGGACCUGUGCGACGGCGACUCGGCCAUGGAGUCGGACCGCGUGGACGAGGGCUGCGGCUCGGCCAUCAACGGCCGCGGCUCGUCCCCCAGCGAGGCGGCAGCGGCCGCCGUGGGCCUGAGCAAGAAGCUGCUGCUGGGCAGCCCUAGCUCGCUCAGCCCCUUCAGCAACAAGCGCAUCAAGAUGGAGAAGGACCUGGACCUGCCCGCCAUGCCUACCAUCCCCAACUCAGAGAACGUCUACUCCCAGUGGCUGGCCGGCUACGCCGCCUCGCGCCAGCUCAAGGACCCCUUUCUGAACUUCGGAGAUUCCAGACAAUCGCCUUUCGCCUCGUCCUCCGAGCACUCCUCGGAGAACGGCAGCCUGCGCUUUUCGACGCCGCCGGGCGAGCACGACGGCUGCGUGUCCGGGCGCAGCGGGACGGGCAGCGGCGGCAGCACGCCGCACCUGGGCGGGCGGCCCGGCUCCAAGGACGGCCGUCGCAGCGACACGUGCGAGUACUGCGGCAAGAUCUUCAAGAACUGCAGCAACCUGACGGUGCACCGGCGCAGUCACACGGGCGAGCGGCCGUACAAAUGCGACCUGUGCAACUACGCCUGCGCCCAGAGCAGCAAACUGACACGGCACAUGAAAACGCAUGGCCAGGUGGGGAAGGACGUUUACAAAUGUGAAAUCUGUCAGAUGCCUUUUAGCGUGUACAGCACCCUAGAGAAACACAUGAAAAAGUGGCACAGCGACCGCGCCUUGAGCGCCGAAAUCAAAUCUGAGUAGCGGGGGCACGCGAAGGCACGUUUUUUCUUUUUAUCCCUUCUUCGCUAAAAAGUAAACCCCACCUCUCCCGUGACACUCUUGUAGAUUUGUCCCUCCCCUCUCUUCCUCUUCCUCUUUCGCUCGCCCAGUGGGAACUAAGACAAAGUGCUUGGCACCAGCACACUCUGUUUCAUUUACGUUGAAUGCAUGAUCUGUAUCGGGGCAAUACUACUUGCAUUGACGCAAAACUUCGAGCCUUUCUCUUGUGCAAUAAUUUACAUGUUGUGUACUUUUUUUUUUCUUUUUACUUUCCCUUUUUUGAUAAUUAGACAGCAUGCAUGGUAUGUUUUUGGCUAAUUUGAAAAAAAAGAAAAAAAUUGUCCCUGGUUGGUUAGUUGUUGAGUAACUGUGUUGCUGUUUUCUUGUUCUGUUUUUUUAUUUAAAAAAAAAAAAAAAAAAAAAAGAAAGAAAGAAAAAAAGACCAUGCUGCAUACAUUCUGUAAUACAUAUCAUGUACAGUUUUGUGUUGUAACAUGGAGGACAGCAGUCUAAUACUUAACCCUCUAUGGAUGGGUUGGGAAUCGCACUUAAACUGGUCUUUCAAAAAGAUGUUCAGUCCACAUAGGGUGAAAAAUAUAAAUUGGCCCCGUUACAGAUUUAAAAGCAGUGACAGCCAUUGCAUUUCUUUGGGGAAAAAAAAAAAAAACGACAACAAGUCAUUAAGAUCGAAUUUGUACUAUCAUUUGGUAAAACAAACAAAAAAAAAGAGUGCCUUGGAUAUCUUGAAACUGCAUUGGUUAAUCUUCCUAUUUGCUAUAAGCUUGGAGUCUCAGCUAGAUACUGGAAAAUUGAUUCAUUUGGUCCACAAUAAGGUUCUUGCAUCAAGUACCUGACUGCUGCAGUCAACUGUGACUAAAGAAAGAGUUAUAGUAAGACAAGAAUCUAAGGAAAGUUCUAGUUAAUCAUCAUUUAGCUACCUAUAACAUUGUAUACCUUUUUGAAAUGCUGAGGGUUUUUUUGUUUGUUUGUUGUGUACACGGUACAUGCGUGGAAUCAAAGCUAGGUGUUAUUUAUCUGUCGUUAGUACAGGUACUGGUGACGCAGGUUCGAAAAAGACAACCAUAAGCUGAUGUGACACACUCUCUUCAAGGUCUUGCCUAUCUAGCCUCACAAGCGCGUGUUUAUUUCUCGUGGAAGGCAAGAGUGAGAUGUCACUAGAAUCGACACAAUCUAGUCUUAACCGGACUUGGUUCCCAAGGAUGCAUCUGAACAAUUUUAAUUUUUUUCUACGUCAGUGAUGAUUAACUAUGAAUUUACCUGCAGAUCUAUAUCAAAAUUUCUUAGUGAUGGUCACAGUAUUUAUUUCCUGUGUUCCCACAACAAAAUAUGGCAAGAAAAAGAAGUGAAAAUCCAUUUUUUUUCUCCAUAUGCUGUGUGCUAUUUUGUGUUUGACAUUCUAGAGGAGAUCUCUAUUCAUCGUUGAGUUGCAGCGUCCACCCCAGGUGCUGGUGAGAAAGCACUUGUCACUCGGCCCAGAGAGUCUGUAUCGUCUGCUCCGAUUGGUGGUACAGCAGCUGAGUAUAAAAUGUAAACUGCUUGCUUAUAGGACAAAAAAGUGCACUGUUCAAUUUUCCCAGUUUACAGGUAUUCAUUUUUGUCAAGGGAAAACAUAUUGUAAUGCUUACAAUUGAAAUUUACAAUGUCAUUUUUUAUUAUCAUUAUGAGGUUUAGGGACAGAGAGAAUUUGCUGCCUGCCACCCCC
Messenger RNA from Clupea harengus (Atlantic herring), 4730 nucleotides. RefSeq names its product BCL11 transcription factor A a (gene bcl11aa). Gene Ontology annotation, biological process: negative regulation of dendrite development; regulation of transcription by RNA polymerase II. Lineage: Eukaryota; Metazoa; Chordata; Actinopteri; Clupeiformes; Clupeidae. Gene Ontology annotation, molecular function: RNA polymerase II cis-regulatory region sequence-specific DNA binding; DNA-binding transcription factor activity. The record is from RefSeq and is a predicted model, not a curated record. Gene Ontology annotation, cellular component: nucleus.